Molecule: messenger RNA, 4393 nt
Organism: Oncorhynchus mykiss (rainbow trout)
Lineage: Eukaryota; Metazoa; Chordata; Actinopteri; Salmoniformes; Salmonidae
Source: RefSeq, a predicted model, not a curated record
GUACUCACUACUCUCCGAGAAGGGAGGGAGCAGUCACAUGCAUUGAGUGAAGUAGUUGAACAGCCACCCUAGUGAGUAUUGUAGUAGGGAAGUACUCGUUAGCGCACAUUGUCGUCAGCGGUCGGCGCACCAACUCCGCGAGCAUCCACUAGUCUCUGUUGCGUACGGGAUCCGGAAGACCGAGGAGGAGAGUUCAUUCCGCUACAGUCAUCCAUGGCUCUGUGCAACGGAGAAACCAAGCUGGACAUCAGCAGCGUUGAGCCUCAGAAUGGUUCAUGUGAGGGGGCGGUGGUCAUCCUGGAUGCCGGGGCGCAGUACGGCAAGGUGAUUGACAGGCGGAUCAGAGAGCUGUUUGUCCGCUCAGAGAUCCUCCCACUAGAGACGCCAGCCUUCGCCAUCAGAGAACAAGGCUUCAGAGCCAUCAUCAUCUCUGGCGGUCCUAACUCUGUGUAUGCUGAGGAUGCCCCCUGGUUUGACCCUGCCAUAUUCACCAUUGGAAAGCCUGUCCUGGGUAUCUGCUAUGGAAUGCAGAUGAUGAAUAAGGUUUUUGGAGGGACAGUACACAGGAAGAGUGUGAGAGAGGAUGGAGUGUUCAACAUCGGACUGGACAACACCUGCUCUCUCUUCAGGGGCCUGCAGAAAGAGGAGCCGGUGCUGUUGACUCAUGGGGACAGUGUGGACAAGGUGGCCGAUGGCUUCAAGGUGGUGGCCCAGUCAGGGAGCAUCAUUGCAGGUAUUGCCAACGAGCAGAAGAAACUGUACGGGACCCAGUUUCACCCGGAAGUGGACCUGACAGAGCGGGGCACAGAGAUAUUACGUAACUUCCUUUUUGAAAUCGCCGGCUGCACUUCCAACUUCACCGUCCAGAACCGCCAGCAGUCCUGCAUCACAGAGAUCCAGGAGAAAGUUGGCAAGUCCAAAGUACUGGUUCUGCUGAGUGGAGGGGUGGACUCCACCGUGUGCACGGCCCUGCUGAACAAAGCUCUGAACAAGGAGCAGGUGAUCGCGGUGCACAUCGACAAUGGCUUCAUGAGGAAACGAGAGAGUCAGAGCGUUGAGGAGGCCCUCACCAAACUGGGCAUCAACCUCAAAGUGGUGAACGCAGCGCACACUUUCUAUAACGGUACGACAACCCUGCCCAUCUCAGACGAAGACCGGACGCCACGGAAACGCAUCAGCAAGACCCUCAACAUGACCACCAACCCUGAGGAGAAGAGGAAGAUCAUCGGAGACACCUUUGUCAAGGUGGCCAAUGAGGUGAUAGGGGAGAUGAACCUGAAGCCGGAGGAGGUGUUCCUAGCCCAGGGCACCCUGAGGCCAGACCUCAUAGAGAGUGCUUCUCACCUCGCCAGCGGCAAGGCAGAGGUCAUCAAAACACACCACAACGACACAGAGCUCAUCCGCAAGCUCAGAGACGAGGGAAAAGUCAUUGAGCCGCUGAAAGACUUCCAUAAGGAUGAGGUUCGGGCGCUGGGCAGAGAACUGGGACUGCCAGAGGACAUCGUCUGUCGACAUCCUUUCCCUGGUCCUGGCCUGGCCAUCAGAGUGAUCUGUGCAGACGAGCCUUACAUCUGUAAGGACUUUGCUGAGACAAACAACAUCCUCAAGAUCAUCACAGACUUCUCCGCCAUGGUCAAAAAGCCCCACACGUUGCUGCAGAGAGUGAAGUCGUGUAUAUCAGACGAGGAGGAGGAGAAACUCCUGCAGCUCACCAGUCUUCAUUCACUCAAUGCCUUCCUGCUGCCAAUCAAGACCGUGGGAGUCCAGGGUGACUGUCGGUCCUAUAGCUAUGUGUGUGGGGUCACCAGUAAAGAGGCUCCACACUGGGAAUCCCUCAUGUUCCUGGCCAGACUCAUCCCUCGCAUGUGCCACACCAUCAACAGAGUUGUGUAUGUAUUUGGGUCCCACGUGAAGGAGCCCCCUACAGACGUCACCCCCACCUUCCUGACCACGGGCGUUCUCAGCACACUCAGACAGGCGGACUUCGUGGCCCACUCCAUCCUCAGAGAGUCUGGUUACUCUGGGAAGAUCAGUCAGAUGCCGGUCAUCCUGACCCCGCUGCACUUCGACCGCGAUUCCUCACAGAGGCAGCCGUCCUGUCGGCGCUCUGUGGUCGUCAGAACUUUCAUCACCAGCGACUUCAUGACCGGGAUACCCGCCACGCCCGGAAAACACAUCCCCGAGGAGGUGGUGCUGAAGAUGGUGAAUGAGAUCAAGAAGAUCCCUGGCAUCUCCCGGGUGAUGUUCGACCUGACCUCCAAACCUCCCGGUACCACAGAGUGGGAGUAGAGCUCAUGGAGAGAGAGAAGGGAGGUGUGGUGAGCUCCUCCUCCUCCUUUCUUUCCCUCUCCUAACAUACCCCCUCCCAAUCUCACCCCUCCUCUCCUUUCUUUCCCUCUCCUAACACCUACACGCUCCCCCCAACCUCACCCCCUCCUUUCCGAUCACCCCCCCGUAGAACAUUCCCGUGGAAAGCAGGCAGUACUGUGAUCAGCGCACACUUGAAGCUGCCACUCUGCCCCCCCCCUCCCCUCCCCCUUCAUUUUUUUGGGGGAGAGGUGGUUGAAUAGAUAUGAUGACUAUUCACCCUUCUUUUUGGAUCCGUUUCUUCGUGCGUGACAAUGCAUUUGUCCUUUUUUUUUUGGGGUGUAAGUGCCGCUUCCUGUUUGGAAACCGCCAGUUGAGGUCAAGAGUUAAGGAGUUCAGGAAGUGGAUUGUGUACACGAUAUGCCUCAGAUUACAGCGUGAGACCAACAACUGAAGAAAGCAACAUACUUGUAUGACAUAACGGAGAAGGAAGAGCAGCAACUAGCCAGUGGUUUAAAAAGUCAUCCAUCGUUUUUUUUUUGUGCUUUUUUUGUUACACUCCUGAUAGUUUAUUUUUUGUCCCAAAAGGAUUUUUACUCAUCCAUUUACCUUUCAACUGUAUACUCUACAAAGAGACAGGGGUUGCCUGCCCAAAGUCAUUCAGCAGAGAAACUGUGACCAAUUAGUAUUAUUUUUUUUAUUUUUUUUAUUUUUAAACUUUUCAUUUUGCCAAAUGUAGACGAGCCGUGGUGAAAUUAGAUCUGGGUUAUUAUCUCUUGUUAACGAUCCACUUGAAUCAAAAUGGUGAUGGUUAAGCUACCCGACCGCGGUCAACAGAAAAUCUUAGUUUAUUAUCACAGAUGUGUGACACUGUGUGGGAAAUCCCCAAAAUGACGAGUUGUCCUUUUUUUUGUGUGUGCCUGUUUCUUUGGGUGCCUGUUUCUUUGGGUGCCUGUUUCUUUGGGUGCCUGUUUCUUUGGGUGCCUGUUUCUUUGGGUGCCUGUUUCUUUGGGUGCCUGUUUCUUUGGGUGCCUGUUUCUUUGGGUGCCUGUUUCUUUGGGUGCCUGUUUCUUUGGGUGCCUGUUUCUUUGGGUGCCUGUUUCUUUGUUCCUCCUUUGUUUUAGUUUUUUUCGUUUUUCUUCAUGUUUUUCAGAGAAACAAGAGGACUGACAAUGAAUUCAGAUGUUAGCAUUUGUCUAAUUGAUGUGUGAAUGUCAUCUUUGUUGUUAUCACCUCCUACAGGUGUGUAGGAGCCACGUUUGCACAUUUCUCUUUUUACCCAUAAAGCCAUGGUGCUUUCCUGACGCGAAGGGAAUGUACUUCCAGUUGACGGAUUUUAAAACCCCAAUCACGGAGCAUCCCCCCCCCCCCCCUCCCCUUUUUUUUAUAGUGUCAAAGGUCAAAUUGAAGACCGGCAGUGGCCGUCUUAAACGUUUCAACUACCAGAGGAAUCCCCAAAUAGGCAUUCCCAGUAACCUGGUUCUGCGAAUGCUUUCAACAUUCAUUUAAUGAGAUAUAGUCCUCAGCUAGUCCAAGGACUCAGCGUUUUACUGGGCCUGAAACGAGUCGUCUUAAGGACCCCUGUCUGCCCCAUGUCCAGCCUGUAGGUCACGUUUUUACUGUGCGAUUAAUACUGGUUUACCUCUGUGUUUGACUUUGUACCCCUCACCUUUUAGAUAUUAUUUAGUUAUAACAGCAAAAUACACAAUGCAAAAAUGAAUCUGUUCCUGAAACUGUCUUAUUUGCAACUUGUUCUUAAUGUCUCUCCUUCUGUGUUGUCUUUUACUUGUGGCAUUUUAUGAUACACAUGUUUACUUGGAAAAACAAACAAAAAAAAAACGCUUUAAAAAUGUAUGGGUUUAAUUUUAUAGUUGGAUUUUACUGCAAUAUUGAAAUGAUUAAGUUAUGCAAUUCUGUCAGAUAAUUUUGUUUUUAAAAUGAUGGAUGCUCAUCUUUCCUCAGUAACGUGCCUCACGACAAGCCGCCGCAUGCAGUUUCACGAUGACAUUUGUACAAUGAAAAACCAAGCUUUAAUAAAUAAGUCCAUGUUGAAUCUGUAUUCUCACACUCUUGGCCAACUAUUGAA